AUGCGCAUAAUAAAAGUUAAUUAUGCUUUAUUUCAAGCGUUAUGGUCUGUCAUCACAUGUUUGCCAUUAUUAGCAGAAUAUGGGUAUCAAAGAUUUUUUGUAUUAAAGAGAAAGCGUCGACAAAUUAUAAAAGAAAAUGUUUAUUAUGGAAGCCAUUUGAAUACAAAUCGUCUCGACCUUUACAUUCCGGAUACCGCAAAAUUACAACAACAACUUUAUAUUGAAGCUACACAUCCAGUGAUCGUGUUUCUUUAUGGUGGAGGUUGGAGUAGUGGGGAUAAACUCUUGUACAUUCUUUUAGCCCUCCGGCUAAGAAGGUUGGGUUAUGUAGUAGUUGUUCCUAAUUAUACUUUGUAUCCAAACGGAAAGAUUGAUUCGAUGAUUUCCGAUGUAAAAUUGUCUUUAAUUUGGACAAGUGCCCAUUUAGCUGCUCUCGUUACAAUUCGAGAUGCGAUAAUUAAAUCCGAGACUAUAGAAGGUCGGGUCAAUUCAAAACUAGUGGAUAUUGAUCCAGAAUUAGAAUUACCAAAAAUUAAUGGUUUAAUACUUUUAGCUGGUGUAUAUGACAUAUCAAGACAUUUCUUGUGGGAGGCUAAGCGUGGUUUAGAGGAACUUUCUGCAAUGGCUCGAGUAAUGGGAGAUACAGAAGAGAACUUUGCUUUGAAUUCUCCUACAAUACUUCUUGAAAAUGCUUUGAAAAGUAGUGAUAUAAAUCUUGAUAAAUUAAAAAGUUUGAUGCCUCCCAAAAUAUUAUUUAUUCAUGGUAUUAAAGAUACUUCAGUUCCCUUAGAAUCUACCUUAAGGUUUAAUUAUGUGUUAAAUCAAUUAUGCAUAAAGGAUCUGAGAUUGAGAAUGCCGACGGAUAUGGAUCAUUUCGAUCUAGUAUCUGGUUUAAUGUAUCAUCCUCGUAAAAACAAAAUUUCUUCUCAACUACAAUAUGAACUUGCUGUCUUUAUGUCAUCUUAA
This is a messenger RNA of Funneliformis mosseae, 966 nucleotides long. The record is from the annotation of a GenBank genome assembly. Lineage: Eukaryota; Fungi; Glomeromycota; Glomeromycetes; Glomerales; Glomeraceae.